Messenger RNA from Linnemannia hyalina, 732 nucleotides. The record is from the annotation of a GenBank genome assembly. Lineage: Eukaryota; Fungi; Mortierellomycota; Mortierellomycetes; Mortierellales; Mortierellaceae.
AUGAGAUUCUCAACCGCCGCCAUCUUUGGCGCCAUCUCCAUGGCCCUCUUCGCCCCUUCCGUCCUCGCCUGCGAGCGUGAAUGCCAAGUCAACGUCUCGCACGCCUUCGCCGACAAGUACGACCUCAUCUCCAAAACCUAUUUCGCCUUCUUGGGCGACAGAGUCGAAAAGUCGCUGUUCUACGGAGUCCCUGACCAGGCACUCUCCGCCGCAGAGGUCACCGCCACUAUCAAGACGAUCAAGGACUCGAUCGACCAGGCCGAGGCUGCAUGGUCAAAGACUAUCUUCCCCACCAUCUUUGACACCAUCUUCAAGGACGAGCCCAAGUUCAAGGGCGACUGCAACCACCCCCACCGUGUCAUCCAGCCCCCACGCGGCGUCAACUGGACCAUGCCCGACUGCCACAACAUGGACUACAUCUGCGGAAACCCUCCCUCGAUUUGCCACUUUAUGCCCAUGAUCAAGACCCGCAUUGUCAAGAAGCUCACUCUCCAGCUCCAGGCCAGAGUCGACGGCGAUGACUCGGAUGUCUAUGCCAACUUUAUCGGACCCGCCCUCCAGACCGCCCUCACCGCCCAGCCUAAGCUUGCCUCCUAUGGCGCUGUCCUCCACGGCAACUUGAACCAGAUCUUGGAGGAGGUUAAGAAGGGUCUCAACAACUUUGCCAGCGAGACCCAGUGGUUGCACGAAUGGGACCUGAGUAUCAAGAUCCUUCUGUUGACCUUCCCAUAA